GCAACCUUGUUAUCAGAAGCUGAUAUUAAAGAAAUUAGAGAAUCAAGAGAUAGGAUACCCAAUAUAUCAAAAAUAAUGGCUAAAAAAUUUUAUAUUGGCCCUAAACAGAAUUCCCAAAUUUAUAAAAAGAAACAGAUUCCUGAAGCGGUACCAGAAGAAGUAUCUACACCCCUUCUAUCUAUAGAGAUUCCAAAAAAGAAUAGUCAAAAAGGGAAGGUUAAAAUAGAUAAGAAGCCGAUUACUGAAGCAACCAGUAUGGUAAAAAAAAAUAACAAAAAUAAUAUGGCCUCUUCCUCUGACAAUUCGUUUAAUACAUCCAGAGAAGAUAGGCUGGAAUCUCUUCUUGAAAACUUAGUCAAACGUGGUGAAAAGCUUAAAAGCUUAACAGUUGAUACUUCUGAUAUCUUUUCUAUAUAA
This is a messenger RNA of Racocetra persica, 417 nucleotides long. The record is from the annotation of a GenBank genome assembly. Lineage: Eukaryota; Fungi; Glomeromycota; Glomeromycetes; Diversisporales; Gigasporaceae.